AUGGUGACCGAAAUCCGCGAUGCCUACGUGAGGGCCCUGCAGCACUCAAGCUGGCUCAGCACCGACUUUCGACAAGCUGCUAUAAAGAAAGUCAGAGACAUGGUGUCCUACGUGGGAAGUCCCGGCAAGCACUUAGAUCCUGAGUUCGUCGAGGCGUUUUACAAACCCUACCCGGAAGCGCCGCUUGACCUCGAAGCGCUGUUCCCGACGUGGAUAAAGGCUCUGAGUCUCUCUACUCAGUAUAUGUGGACCGACACAACAACCCCGCUCUACGACGAGACUGCUUAUGUCCCUUAUUAUACAAGUUCCAGCAACAAUAUCAUUGUACCGACAGCAUGCCUGCUUCCCCCAGCCACGUAUACGCAUGGAGUUGACGCCCUUAACUACGGUGGCCUGGGAACG
Molecule: messenger RNA, 402 nt
Organism: Rhipicephalus microplus (southern cattle tick)
Lineage: Eukaryota; Metazoa; Arthropoda; Arachnida; Ixodida; Ixodidae
Source: RefSeq, a predicted model, not a curated record